GAACAGUUGCUAUGGUUACGUGGCUCGAAGAAGCAAAGCAACAGAAUCCAAGAUGGCGGCAUCUAGCGAUGUAGAUGUGAGUAGUUCGCUCGACCAAGAUGAAGACCCUUUGGUUGAAUUAAGCGACGAAGAGCUUUACAACCUUGUCCAAGAGACAAUACAUGCCAACGAUGUUCUUAGAAAUGAAACGACGAUGUUUGAGAAGUAUCUAAAAAGAGUUGACCCAAAAGAUAUUGGAAUAAAGCCUGCAGCUCCAGUUAUUGCACAGCCACCUGAAACAAGUCACAGAGGUCUGCGAAAGAGAUCACGAUCAAGGGGACCCUCUCUUGACAGACAUCUGAAACUGAGUGCUGAGCAGAAAUGUGACAUAGCCCAAAGGGAACUCGAAGAGCUAAGAGAUGACAUAGAGAAACUCAAGGAUGAGUCUGAGAAAAUAUUAGACAACUAUAGGGCAAUUAUGGAGGAAGCAGAAAUCAGAAAUGCUGAAAUAAAGAAAGUGUCUUAUGAAUUUGAAAGAGAUCUGGUGAAAGGAGCUGUCAACCAGAGGACAAACAAAGUAAUUGCAGAGAGAGUCACAAGAUAUUUUGAAGACAAGCUGCGUGCAAGAGACACACUAAUUGAGAAAUUACGACUCAAGAAUUCUACAUUAAAAGUACAGAAACGAAAGCUUCACAUGCAGUUGAAACAGAAAGAGGAGAUGGGCGAGGUCCUACAUGAGGUUGACUUCAACCAACUGAAGAUUGAGAACCAACAAUACCUGGAAAAGAUUGAUGAGAAGAACCAGGAUUUGUUACGUCUGAAACUCAUGUCUGGAAAUGUGCAACAGAUACUGAACACAUACAAGAAAAAGCUUCAUACCCUCACCAUGGAAUCUGAACGGUUACGGACAGAGAUAGGGCAGAGAAAUGAACUGCUGUUUAAGAUUGAUGCAGAGACAAACUUAGUACAAACGGAUCGGGAAAAGGCAGAAUUGCUGAAUGAAAGAUUGAAGCAGCAGCUUGCAGACUACAAAGUACCAGAUGUGAUGGAUUACGUUGGAGAACGCGCGAAACUGUACGAACUAAACAAGGUGGUCCGCAUGUGGGAACGCAAGGUGGAAAUUGCCGAGAUGGCGCUGAAGACAAACAGGAAGACCUGGCAUAAGAUGCAGGUUGAAGCGCAGGACAAGCAGAACCCGUGGCUAAAGGCCCAGGAAAUGGCCUAGAUAGGGAGUGUGGGAAUUAGGAUGUAUACUGUAAAUAGGGAAGGGCUUGUACAUUUACACAAGAUAAUAAAACAAUAUAAUUGACCUGCAAAA
Molecule: messenger RNA, 1297 nt
Organism: Nematostella vectensis (starlet sea anemone)
Lineage: Eukaryota; Metazoa; Cnidaria; Anthozoa; Actiniaria; Edwardsiidae
Product: coiled-coil domain-containing protein 113
Exons: 11
Coding region: 53-1204 (383 amino acids)
Biological process (GO): cilium assembly
Cellular component (GO): ciliary basal body; axoneme
Source: RefSeq, a predicted model, not a curated record